GGUGCCUCUCUGGUCUAGUGAUAUUUGUUUUCUUAAAUGCUUGGUUGAGCCAACUGAAUAUAAAAGGUCUCAACGAGCAUCAAUUCAUGAACGUAGGUAAGCUGGGUUUCCGGGAUCAUUGUAGUCCAACUUAAGGCUUUCAAGAAUGUAGCUUAUAUAUUGCUUACUAGCUCCUUUACUGCACCACUGUUCUCUGCUGAUAUACAUUUAAUUUAAUGAGUGAUAACUUUGGUCAGUGUGAUAUUAUCUGAUUCUGAAGACGAAGGUUUUGACAAAGGACCUGAAGCCAGAAGGCAGAAAUAUGCAAUCAUGGCUGUAAACGUGUAUAAUAACCGUUGUUCGUCAAACUUUGAGCUUGUGGAGACUGGCCCCCUAGCAGCCGGAUACAUUUCAACAGCCCGUAUUUUCCAUUUUAACUUCAAGGCUAAGGAGAAAAAUAAUCCUGAUGCUCCUGUGCACACCUUUUUCUCUGAACACCAAAGAUAAUAGAAGUGUUGUUACUUGUCACAGAUUCAUUUUCAUGGGGCCAACCCACUUACUACCAGAGAAAGCUGAUACUCUUGGAUGUCUCUAUUGUUGCUCUAACAAUAUUCAUCAUCCUCAUUUUCAUGAGUCCUUCCAAAGAGGAGCUGAGCAUCUUUAUCCAACCUUGUGUUCCCAACUCCAAGAGAUUAGAACAUACAUUGCAGAGGGGCUAAAGAAAGCUGAAAAAGAAGAAGCGUUGUUCAUUCCUAAUUUCUCGCAUCCUGGAGUCAAGUAUUUACCCAACAUGAGCACUAAAGAUAUAGCUAUGGAAGAUGUAGCCUUGCACUUUUUUUAUGAAAAAGAGGGUACAAAUUUUGAGCUUGUGAAGAAAGGUCCCAUUGCAACAUCAAGGAUUAGCAUAGGGCUUAUCAGGCAUCUCAAUUUCGAGGCUAAGGACAAAAUUGAUCCCGACGUUCCAGUGCAGACUUUUUUUGCCCAAGUGAUUCGAAACCGGUUUUUCUACUUCGCUAACUUCUGCAAAUGCUUGGGUCCAUCCGAUUCCCUACCAGAUAAAGCUGAUAUUUGCGGCUGCCGUUAUUGUGACAAAACACAUGUUCAUCAUCCUCCUGGUUCAGGGUACUUAACUGGACGAGAGUGCUUAAAUGGACGAGAGUAAGAAAAUUAACAACAUUUCAAAAUAUGAUGCAAUUAAAGUCUAGUAGGAUUCUGAUGUCAUAAUUUAAUUAGUUCUCGUGAAAAGGCUGCCUAUCCCUCUUAAAACUACUGUAAUGAAACUUGAGUUGAACUUAUUAUGUACAUUAUCCGGAGUACUGGGGAAUGAUUACUGCUACUAAGCUCUAUA
Chenopodium quinoa (quinoa) is the source of this 1327-nucleotide messenger RNA. RefSeq lists its product as uncharacterized. The record is from RefSeq and is a predicted model, not a curated record. The transcript has 5 exons. The coding region runs from base 446 to 1141 and encodes 231 amino acids. NCBI's taxonomy places the organism in Eukaryota, Viridiplantae, Streptophyta, Magnoliopsida, Caryophyllales, Amaranthaceae.